AUGCGAUUAAUUAUGGCACAAAUAUACAAUGUACCAACAACAAAAACAUUUUCAGAAGAAACUCCAAUACCUGAAUUAGGAGUUGAAACACCACAACCUGAAGAAUUACGUGUUGAACUUAAUCCAAUAAGUGGUGAACGACCAUUAACAGCGAUAACAUAUCGAAUAUUUCAAGAACGUGAUUUAAUAAGAACAUUUUCUAUUGAACCUCAUAAAUUACUUUCCUACUUAUUCGCACUUGAAGAUAGUUAUCAACAAGUGCCAUAUCAUAAUAAACUUCAUGGAGCUGAUGUUUGUCAGUCAAUGCAUGUCUUGCUCAAUAGUUCGGGAAUCAAAGACGUGUUCAACGAAUUCGAGAUCCUGGCGGCGAUAUUCGCAGCAGUAGUGCACGAUGUCCACCAUUCCGGUCUAACAAAUCCAUUUUUAAUUAAAACUAAAAACGAUUUAGCGAUUCUGUACAAUAAUGAAAGUGUACUUGAAAAUCAUCAUGUAGCUGUUGCAUUUAAAUUAUUACAAGCUGAUGAAAGAAAUAUUUUUUCAAAUUUAUCAGCUGAGCAAAUGGAGACAUUACGUAAAAGGGUUGUUGACAUGGUCUUAGCAACUGAUAUGGCUAAACAUAAGACAUUGUUAGCUGAUUUCCAAAACUUACUUGAAGCAAAAAAGAUGUCGGGAAAUGAUUAUCUCACGCUGGAAUCAUAUGAUGAUCGAAUUCUGGUGUUGAAAAACUUGAUACAUUGUGCUGAUCUAUCAAAUAUGACAAAACCAUUAGAUACAUAUUCUAAAUGGAUUGAUCGAUUAAUGGUAGAAUUUUGGAAACAAGGUGAUGCAGAACGUGAUCUUGGUUUGGACAUCUCACCUAUGUGUGUGAGAAGUCCAACUACGAAAGACAAGCAUCAGAUUGGUUUUAUUAACUCUUUUGUACAUCCAUUAUGGGAAACAUGGGGAAGUUUGGUAUAUCCAGAUGCAAAUACUAUUUUGGAAACAUUAGCACAAAACCGUGAAUGGCAUGAAGCUAGCCUUGCAGCUUUAACAUCUUCAACAACUGAUAAUUCGUAA
Molecule: messenger RNA, 1056 nt
Organism: Adineta steineri
Lineage: Eukaryota; Metazoa; Rotifera; Eurotatoria; Adinetida; Adinetidae
Source: the annotation of a GenBank genome assembly